Molecule: messenger RNA, 3736 nt
Organism: Betta splendens (Siamese fighting fish)
Lineage: Eukaryota; Metazoa; Chordata; Actinopteri; Anabantiformes; Osphronemidae
Gene: nedd8
Product: NEDD8 ubiquitin like modifier
Exons: 4
Coding region: 209-466 (85 amino acids)
Biological process (GO): regulation of proteolysis; protein neddylation; modification-dependent protein catabolic process
Cellular component (GO): nucleus; cytoplasm
Molecular function (GO): ubiquitin protein ligase binding; protein tag activity
Source: RefSeq, a predicted model, not a curated record
CGGUGGGACUCAAUGAAGAACACAGGAAGUCUCCAUUGAAUUUCUAAAAAGGGAGAAGUAACGAGUUCCAUCUCCAAAAUACUGGAUAGAUUGUUACUAUUUAUCCGUAGGAUAGUUUCGGUAUAUAUUUAGUUUAGUUUAGUAUUAAUAUUUAGUAGUUAUUACAGUUGUACAGCGGCUCCUCCUUUGGUUAAUUCAAUAAACAAAAAUGCUGAUUAAAGUAAAGACACUCACUGGAAAAGAGAUAGAGAUUGACAUAGAGCCCACAGAUAAGGUGGAGCGGAUUAAAGAAAGGGUGGAGGAGAAAGAGGGGAUCCCUCCGCAGCAACAGAGGCUGAUCUACAGUGGAAAACAGAUGAACGAUGAGAAAACAGCUGCAGACUAUAAAAUCCAGGGAGGCUCUGUUCUUCAUUUGGUUCUUGCCCUGCGAGGAGGUUGUGUGCUCUGCUCUCCUAGGAGCUUCUGAUCUGAGCCUGUGCUGUAGACAUCACUUCAAAACAUGCCUUUGUUUUUGUGGUGCCCACACUGAAGACACAGCUACAGUCACCUGGCAGCACAGAUCCAUAUGAAGAAGCAGUCAGUGUUAUUUAUUUAAGGCUGCCUGUACCUACAGCCGGGAAGAACUGACUGCAGACACUCCCCACACUGUUCUAUUGAGAUACACCACAUGUUAACAAUGACGAUGUUGGAAACAUUAACGUUAACAAAAUGAAACGUUUAUCUAUAGCUUCACAACCUAGGGCUAAUUUGGCUGCUAAACAAAAACUGCUGGUUUGGAAAUGUCACACCUGGCUUUCAUGAAGCCUUUAAGUACAGGUGUUUCUUUUGUUCCACAGACUCACAAUGGGGCAGAGCUACUGUAUGUGUGGUUUAAAGAUGCUGUAAGGGAACUGAUCCUUUUGCUUGUUAGCUUUAUGUUUGUUUUUCUUAUGUUUCCCACAAAUUUUCCCACUCAGAAAGAUACUUUUCUCAUGUUUAGCCUUUGUGUAGCACAGAUACAGUAGAUGUAUAAAACGUGGACAACAAAAUGUUCAAAAAACAAAUUAACAUUCUUGGAAAUAACAACCAUAGUUUGUCUUUUGCAUAUCAAGAAAACCUCCUGCCACUUAUUUUAAAACAUGCAUAGGCUGAGGAUGACAGCAUAAAAGUUGUUUUCUACAAUGUCAAUUCAUUAUUCUGUUAAUGCUGUGAUGCAGGAGUGUGCCAAAUAUGGUCCCCCCGACAAUAGAUUCGUAUCUUUUGUAAACAGGUCUGUUUGUCUGUUCUUUGAAGCCACUCUAGCUUCUAUGACUGCUGCACUUCUGUGACUCCUCUGUUUACAGACAUGUCGUAAAAUAAUCUGUCAGAAGAAUAAACUGCUGAAAAGCCUUUCUCCUGCCAUUUGUCCCCCAAAUGCCCCAUACAGUUGAACAGAGGAGGUGCAAAAAGGAUUGUUCAUGUUAUAUUUAUUUUUUAUUCUCUUCACACGCUCAUCUCCAAUAUACACAUUUACACUUUCUACACAACACUUAGCAAGAUGUCACUCAAAAGGGCUCUCGGUAUGACAGUUCUAUGCAAAAGGCAACUUAAAUUACAGGCCAAUGUGGACACGGAAGCUGUAGAAGAAACAUUCAGGCAGUUUUUUGUGCUGUUUAUAAGAAAAGAUCUACUUAGAUAAUCACACACUUACAACACUCAACACGUCCACCACAGUGAUGUUGCUCGUUUUGGUCUAAAUUGAAGUAAGUGGGGGUUGCAGCUUGUCAGGGAACCUUGAGCAGCAAGAAGGUAAAAAUCAGCACUCUUAUUGUUUCUUUACAUAUAAAACAGUAGGUCACUUUAUGUUGUUGUCUGUACAGCUCAUGAUGAGAAGUUGCAGCAUUUGAUUUGAACGGUCCAAAUCUUUUUCAGGCCUCAUUCAUGUGCAGCAAGGAAGAAAAUCUAAAAUUUAUGACAUUGUGAAUAUAUUUAUGUCAAAACCAAACACAGCAGAAUGUGGAGACAGACGUGGAGCGCUUUUCUACAAAUAAGGCCCUGAAGUACAAAUUAACCAGUGGUUUUUAUUUACUGUGAGACAACAUUCUGACAUCUCUGUUUACUGCACAUACACAAUGACCAAACGCAUUAAGACGUCCAAACACUCUUUUCCCCUUAAAGCAGAACAAGAGCAACUUUUUACAAUACUGGCACAGCUUCAGUGAUGCUUCCAUAGUUAUUUAUUCACCAACUUUCAUUCUCUGUGAGUUACUUUAUUUGGGAUUCCAUAAAACUUAAAGUCUCCUGAGGAAAUGAAAACCUAAAAGCACCCAAACAGACACGGAGCACUGACAGACUGGAUUUCAAAGGCAAAUCAGUCAGAAAUGUUAAGUCUUCAUGGUCUAGAGGUUUUAGGCAGUGUAUCUAAAGAGAAGGCAGUGACGAAGCCCUGAGACACUAACUAGAAAGAAUAAAGACACUGAAGAACAUAGUCUGUGUUUCUGUGUGAAGGAGUGUUGUUACGAUAUGAUGCAGCAUUAGUGUGAAUACAUGAACCAUCACCAGACGCUUCAGACUGGAUUUCCUAGAUUUCUGGCUGGUGCCUGUGCUAAUAUUGCACUAACGUGUCCUUCAGUGAAUUGUCUUAAGCAGAAAUACUUAACGUAAAGCUCAUGUUACUACACAGCUACUUUAGAUGAUACUGUAAGCUACAAAAAUAUGUCUUGAAACACAAUCAGCGCAUUCACGUGUCGGCGUAAAGUUUUGCAUGUAGGCAACGCAGAUGUGGUGAGUCAGCGCUCCUGCUCAUUCUUUCUCAUCUUUUUUAACGGGUCAGUUUGUGUGGGUAGCGUUCACACCAGAACUCGAAGCUCUCUACUUUCUUUUGCUUCCAUAAAAGUAGGUAUUAAUCAUCUGCAACACUGCUGUCAACCAGCUACCAAACCUUUUAACGCCACAAUCACCAACAACACACACGUCACACAUCAGAACAAUAGGCCAUGAAUAUGAAGCCGGAUAGAAAAAAAAAGAAUAUCAACAAAUUUAAAAUUAACAUAAUAAAACUAAAAUAAGAAUACAGUUAAUGAUAUAAACAAUUAUCAUAAUUACAAAAAAGAGAAACAUAUUGGAAUUACAAAACUCUACUUUAGUGUGCUUCACAAUCGACUUGAUCUGAACACGAUUCUGCUUUGACAAAUCAUAAUACAGCUUUGGUGUGUUGAAAAAAACGGCUCAACAAACUAAAGGUGUUUGCGUAGCCGUCGCAGUACAGACUGCUAAAAGUCUUUUGAUAAUAAAAAAACAUUACUAAAAAAUGAUGAUCUUUCCAUAGGAGUGUGCAGGGGGUGAUGAAGAGUGAGAUGAUGAUGACGAUGAUGAUGAUGAAGAAAAAUGAUUAAAGGGUGAAGGAGGCGUAAUGGUGUUAACCGUUCGUUAUUGCACUUUUGAAGGACCCCAGAUAGUAAAGUUUGAGAAACUUGCCACUCUAUACUUGGUGCAGAAAUCAGUGAUGGACAUGAUGCUAAACCCAACUAAACUGUGAAGGAAGAGACGUGGGAAGUGUUGACCAGUGAAUCCAUGAAAAGGGCUGUGUGUGUUUGUUUGUGUGUUGGGAGACGCUUCAGCAGUCCGCUGACUUGUGGUUGUCUCCGUCCUCCUUGGACAGAGGAGACCUGGCCUCCUUCAUCUCCUCCCCUUCCUCUCCGCCUCCGCUGCUGCCUGCGUCGCCCUCUGCUGGAUAAACGACCACGCAGAACUUCUGGCCCAGGUACGUCAUCUUGUC